Molecule: messenger RNA, 780 nt
Organism: Geodia barretti
Lineage: Eukaryota; Metazoa; Porifera; Demospongiae; Tetractinellida; Geodiidae
Source: the annotation of a GenBank genome assembly
UGCGUGUUUAUCGCCUAUACACACGAAGUAACAUUACAUAAUCAGAGGGCUUAUGUAAUGUUACUCUGUGUGUACAUACCGAUAAGCAUGUGGUAGGGAUUGUUCUUACGAGCUUGUAUCCUGGAAACGGAUAAUCACCACGGCAACGUGACGUCAAACGUUUAGCGCCUAGUGCGUUUGUCGUACGUGCAGUCGCCCCGUUGAGUGGCAGCUGGCAAUGGCGGAGCUAGCGAGAGACCCCGACUUCAUAUCUCCUAAGAAGCGAAAGCGCAGCGAUGUUGCUAGUUCUUCUAAGAGGUUUUAAUGUCUGAGGAAGAAUUGGUCAGUAUCUCGAAGCCGUUUGUUCCUGGAAACACUAAAAAGAACAGCGAUUGGACUCUUACCGUCUUUCGGGAGUAGCGAAGUUAUCGUAACGCAACGGUCUCAGAAGGAGAGCGGCAGUGUCAGAGUGACAUUUUGGAGAACGCUAACGUGGAAUAGUUGUUAUCUCUUUUUGUGUAGGCGAAAUUCGAAACAAGAGUGGCAAGCCGUAUUCACCAAAAUCCAUCCACCAAAUUCUCUGCACUACUAUCCAAAGAUCAGCGGAAGAAAUUGAAGCAGAAUUUGACACUCUAGUAUGGAGGACAAGUUUGCAGUCAACGAUCAGUUCACCUCAAAGCUGCACAGGCUCAAGGUGCAGGCGGUGGCAUCUCAAGGAGAGAGUGACCAUGAGGAAGGAGACGAGACAGAAAGUCGACGAUGACAGAAAACAUGAAAUUGAAGCUGCUAAUGAAGGCCAGG